Papaver somniferum (opium poppy) is the source of this 1551-nucleotide messenger RNA. Its product is annotated as vinorine synthase-like. The transcript has a single exon. The coding region runs from base 1 to 1551 and encodes 516 amino acids. Lineage: Eukaryota; Viridiplantae; Streptophyta; Magnoliopsida; Ranunculales; Papaveraceae. The record is from RefSeq and is a predicted model, not a curated record.
AUGAAGAUUGAAAUUGUAUCAAAAGAGUUGAUUAGACCAUUAUUUCCAACUCCCAAUAACCUUAGAACCCACAACUUAUCCAGUUUAGAUCAGCUUUUUCCUUCGUUGUAUGUCGAUCACCUCCUUUACUAUCCAAACUUUGAUAGCAAUAACAGCAGCCUAGGCGAUGAUGAGAACAAGAUCUUGUCAGUAUCAUCUCGUCGUCGCUGUGAUAUUCUCAAGAAAUCCUUAGGGGAGACUUUAACUAGAUACUAUCCGUUGGCUGGAAGGAUAAAAGAUGACAAAUCUGUUGAGUGUAAUGAUGAAGGGGUGGAGUACAUCGAGGCCAAAGUGGUCGGCAGAGUAGUCUCUCAAAUUAUACAACUCGCCAAUUCUGAUAUUGAGGUUAUGGAACCCUUCCUACCAUAUGAGCCUUAUGGAGGGACCGGGUCAGCGUUUAGGAGAGGGAUACUACACUUGAACUCCAAAGCUCUCUUAAAAAUCCAAGUCAAUGUCUUUGAUUGUGGUGGAACAGUCAUCUGUUUCUCCUACUCACACAAGUUAGUUGAUGCAUUUUCCUUCGUUAAUUUUGUGAAUGACUGGGCAACCACAGCUCGAGGUGCUUCUGGUACUCAUGACGAUAAACUAAAGGUUGCAGCAACUGGUAAGCCUUGUUACAUACUUUCCUCCAUAUUCCCACCAACAAACACCAGCGACAAAAAAGAAAUUGAUACCGCAGAUAUCCAAAUUGUGACAGAUAAAAUAAAAAUAGUAACUAAAAGAUUUGUGUUCAAGGAUUCUAGCAUAGCUAUACUGAAGAAGAAGUGCAUCCCCAAGAACACCAGUAACGGAUCAGAUUAUCAAGUUGAUAAGCACGACGAAAACAUGCAGCAGCUGCCUACACGAUUUGAAGCUUUAACAUCUUUUAUAUUGAUGUGUUUCAUGGAUGUGCAUCGAUCCAAAGUAAAGCAGCUAGACGAUGCUGUCAGCCCUAUCAAUGCGGUAAAUGUUGUUUCUGUUCCAAAGCAAGUGCAGUACGUAGCAGGAUUUGCAAUAAAUUUGAGGACUAGGACGAUUCCACCGUUGCCAGCCAAUAGCUUCGGGAAUAUGACCGAUACUGCCAUCGCAGAAAUACCCCGUAACUUAACUGGUGGUAGUAUUAAUAACAACGGGAACGGUUUUCAUGAUCAAAACCAAUGCUACCCGAAGUUGGUGUCCAAGAUUAAGGAUUCCAUAAAGUUGGUCGACAGUGAGCACGUGAAUGCCAUGAAAAGAAACUUGGCAACCUCAUGCAACCAUAUGAAGAUGCAUCAGAUGUUGAAGGAAGGUACAUUUGAUCAUGAGACCACGGAUUUACUACUGUUCAGCAGUUGGUGUAGGUUCCCCAUAUUUGAAGCAGACUUCGGUUGGGGAAAACCAAGUUGGGCUAGCAUUUCUAAACUACUUUUUAAGAAUUGUGUUAUGUUUAUCGAUACAAGUUCUGGGGAUGGGGUAGAAGCAUGGAUAAGCUUGAAAGAGGAAGAUAUGGUUGAAUUUGAACGUCAUGAAGAACUCCUUACAUUUGCUUCUUAA